UUAACCCACUGAGCCACCCAGGCGCCCCAAGGGGUAAUUUUUAAAAAGACAGCUAAAGGUAAAUUAUGUCUGAGUCUGAGAGCUGUGUAUGAGCCAGCCUCCCCUCUUUGCAUCUUUAGGUAAAUGCACUAGUUAGUCUGUUGCUCCGUGGGCUUGGUAGGCCACCCUUCUGUGGCCUCCAGUGUCCCUGGGUGCUAUGAACUAGAUCUACAGUGGUGCUGUAGAUACAGACCACGUGACUGCCACAGUAUGAAAGGCUGGGCUGGGUGUGGGGCAGUUGAACUGGGUAGGAAGAGUGGAUUUCUUUCAUUUUAGGAAACACGUUACAAGAAAAAGUAGUAGGACUCGAUGAUGGGUUGCAUCUCAUCUGAGAACGGAAUGUCGGUGCCCUGUCCACGAGGCCAGUCUUGGUGUGCAGCCCAGCCAUGGUGACCAACAACCAGUAUGCUGAGGGCAAGGGUGCUUAGCCUCCAGGUGUCAGGAGAUGCAGGAACUUAUUUCAAACAAUUUGUGGAAAACAAGACAACCUAAGACUUUUAAGCCUUUAUUAACAUGCAGCUAACCAGUUCAACUGACAUUUAGCUUUAACGUUUGGCAAGCAAGUGAGUGUUUGCCCAGCUGAGAAGGUGCUGGGUUGUGAAGACAUCGGGUGGCUGCGCAGCGUUGCCAGUCCAGGACGUCCUGGCAGUCCCUGGGUUGCGUGGUGUGACUGGUGGAAAUUAUAUCCCCUGAGGGGUUUGGAGGCAGUUCCAGGUUGCUGAGCUCUUUAGUUGGAGCGAAAUGUCCUGGCAUCUGUAUGCUUUGGGGAAACUGCUUUUUGGGAAUAGGGAAGUGGGGUAGAGGGAUGACCGGAGGUAAUGGGCCUGGGGCAUGACCCCAAGAGGCAGACUCUGGCUUUCCUGCCUCUGAGUCUGGCUCGAGAGCAAACAGUAAAUGGUGUGCUGCGGGAAAAGGAAGGUGACCCAGGAGGAGAUAUUCUGCAGCCCCUGCGACCCAAAAGGAUGGCGGAGAAGAACAAAAGAUGAUACUUGGAAAGCAGAUGACCUCAGAAAGCAUCUUUUGGCUGCACAAUCAGGUAUUCCCAAGGAAGAUAAGAAACACAGAGAAAAGAAGCUGCAUAAGGAAUCAGAAAUGGACAUCCCUGAAAACAAAGAGCCCAAGCACAGGGACCCAGACCGAGACACCAAGUACAGAGAGAGGCCUGGCGAGAGAGACGGCCACCCCUCCAGGGACAACCCUCAUGGGGACAGAGACAGAGAAAAGCAAAGGGAGAGGAAAAAAGACUCCAGAGACCGGGACAAGGAAAGGCAUAAAGAGAAAUCCCGAGAACGGGACACAGAGAAGUCUCACAGUAAAGGAAGAGACAGGGGGGACAAGGACAGAGACCGCAGAGCCAGAAGGGAGGAGCCCAGGCAGACGGCGGCCCUCCAUAACCUGCUGGGCCGGCAGCCCCUGGACAGAGCAGAGCACAGGGUGGGAGCAGUGAGCAAAGUGAGGACGGAGGAGAAGGAGAGGAGAGACGAGGACGCUGAGAGAGGGGACGAAGAGAGAGAGAGGCGCUACAGAGAAAGGAAGCUGCAGUACGGCGACAGCAAAGACAACCCUCUGAAGUACUGGCUGUAUAAAGAGGAAGGUGAACGGAGACCCAGGAAGCAGAAGGAGCCAGAUCGAGAGAGGAAACAUGGAGAAAAAAGCAGCACAAGGGAAAGAAGAGAAAAGUAUCCAAAAGACAAGAUUAGUUCCUUCUCUGACAAGGAAGGGGAAGAAAGACACAAGGAAAAGCGACACAAGGAAGGCUUUCAUUUCGACGAGGGGAGGCGCCCCAGUAACCCAGAUAAGAAAGAGAGGCUGUCGAGAGAAGAUCUUAAGAAAAGGGAGUCCAAGGGCAGUGAGCACCGACGUCGGGGCGCAAGUUCACGACGAGAUCCCACCGGCAGCCGGGAAGGACCGUGCGCUCUCUGGUAUGCAGAGAAUUUAGUAAGAAAUAAUGGAAAAGAUAAAGACUCGAGAGGGAAGGAAGUGGAAAAGGAAGACUUUGAUUCAGAAAGUGCCGGAGCAGAUGAAUAUACAGCUUGUUUUGAGGAUGAUUUUGAAGACUACGAAGACGACUUUGAGGUUUGUGACGGAGAUGACAGCUCUGAGGAGCUGGAAGCAAGAGAGAAGAUCGAAGAGCUUCCUCUGGCCCGAAAAAAGGAGAUACAAGAAGUUCAGAAAGCCAUUAAUGCCGAGAACGAAAGGGUCAGCGAAUUGUCCUGCAGACUGGCUCAGAAGCAGGGUCCUCCGGAGGGUGAGAGGGACUCGAAGACAGGUGCACUCGGUUCCCCCGCCAGAACCCCAGUUUGUGGAAUUUUCGUUGAUUUUGCCACAGCCUCACGCCGUGAGAAGAGUCGGACUCAGGCCCUUAAGCAAAAGAUGCGCAGUACAAGGCUGCUUCGGCUCCUGGACUUGGAUUUUUCCUUCACUUUCUCUCUCUUGGAUCUGCCCCCAGUGAAUGAAUAUGACAUGUAUAUCAGAAACUUUGGGAAAAAAAAUACCAAGCAGGCCUACGUCCAGUACAACGAGGAUGCUGUGGACAGAGACAUCCAGACUGAGGAGACAGAGACCCGAGGGGUGUGGACGCAGCACCCUGCCGAGGGCGCCGCUGCGUCAGGCGGGAGCGGGAGCGGAGAGCUCUGUGAUGUGGCCACCGCACCGAAGGUCGACACGCCCCGGCUGUCCAGCUUCCUCCGGGCGGCCUGCCAGGUGAUUGCGGUUCUGCUUGAAGAGGACCGUUUGGGACCCGAGCCCAGCUGGAGCCCUGGGACGCAGGACGGCACCCUGCCCAUCAGUGACAGGUCCUCGCAGCUGAACACCGGCCUGCCGUUCCUUCAGAAGGGCACAGAUGGCGCCUGUUGGGAGAGAACGGAUGUCCUCAGGCUUUACCCGAAGCCAGAGAGAGCCGGCAGGGAGAGCCCGUGGUCGGGCAGUAUUGGGGUUGCACCGGGAAAGGCACAGUGCGAUGCCGGCAAGACCAGCUUCUGCAGCUGCCACGACCCCCCGGAUCGGACAGUGUUGUGCUUAUGUGCCUCUCGGGGGCAGAGACAGACGGUGGUGUCUGUGCACGGACUUCCUGGAGCCCCGUUCGCCCCUGCUCUGGACAGCAGAUACGUACUGUGCGUGUGGGAUAUCUGGCAGCCUUCGGGGCCCCAGAAGGUGCUGAUAUGCGAGUCGAAGGUCACGUGUUGCUGCUUUAGCCCUUUUAAAGCCUUUUUACUGUUUGCUGGGACAGUGCACGGCUCGGUGGUCGUGUGGGACCUACGAGAAGAUUCCGGAAUACAUCGUUAUGUGAAGCUGGGUGAUUGCUUCUGGACGUUCAGGACAGCAACGUUUUCUACUGACGGCAUCCUGACUUCCGUAAACCACUGCAGUCCCGUUCAGGCGGUGGAAGCUGUCUCCACGUCUGUCUACAGGAAACAGAGUUUUGUGCUUUCUCCCUUUUCUACUCAAGAAGAGAUGUCAGGUUUGUCAUUCCACGUCGCUUCCCUGGAUGAAAGUGGGGUUCUCAAUGUGUGGGUGGUGGUUGAAUUACCGAAGGCAGACAUUGCAGGCUCAGUAAGUGACUUAGGUCUGAUCCCCGGAGGGAGGGUAAAGCUGGUGCACGGUGCUGCGGUUCGGCUGAGCGACCGCCUUUCCCAUACGUGCUUUGAAUUCUGGGGGGCCACGCAAACCCUGAACGUGAAGUUUCUUCCUUCAGACCCUAGUCACUUCAUUGUUGGCACAGACGUGGGUCUUAUAAGUCAUGGCACCAGACAAGAUUUGAAAGUAUCUCCCAAAUUGUACAAACCCCAGCAACCUGGUAUGAGACCCGUCAAAGUGAAUGUGAUUGAUUUUUCACCAUUUGGAGAACCAGUAUUCUUGGCCGGCUGCUCAGACGGAAGCCUCCGGUUGCACCAGCUGACCUCCGAGCGCCCUCUCCUUCAGUGGGACGGCAGCACCGACGGCCACGCGGUCACAGGCCUCCACUGGUCCUUGACCAGACCUGCCGUGUUUCUGGCCCAGGAUGACACGUCCUGUAUUUAUGUCUGGGAUCUGCUGGAAAGCGAUCUGGGUCCUGUAGCCAAACAGCGCAUCUCCCCAGACAGGCUGGUGGCCAUGACAGUCGUGGGUGAAGCCGAGAAGGCCAACGGCAGCUUCCUGGCCCUGGUGCUGGCCAGAGCCUCUGGCCGCGUGGACGUCCAGUACCUGAAGAGGACGUGGGCAGCCCCCGUGGCAGACGAGCUGAGGAAGCUGCAGCUGCUCCUGCGGGAAGCCCUGUAGGGGGUCUGCAGGAGGGCGCGGUGUGGUCCUGGGGGCAGGGGCGAGGGCUGGGUGUGACCCCCAUGGGAGACACGGUGACUCCCGUGUGUAUGUACAUUGAUGUAGAGAGAGGACAUGUAUUCUGUACGUAACUUAUUUUACACGAAUGUCACCUCUGUGUUCCCAGUAAAUAAAUCACUAUUUUCUGAAUGGAAACAACAAA
Mustela erminea (ermine) is the source of this 4498-nucleotide messenger RNA. It is a transcript of the gene DYNC2I1, whose product is annotated as WD repeat domain 60. Gene Ontology annotation, cellular component: cytoplasmic dynein complex. Gene Ontology annotation, biological process: intraciliary transport. Lineage: Eukaryota; Metazoa; Chordata; Mammalia; Carnivora; Mustelidae. The record is from RefSeq and is a predicted model, not a curated record. The transcript has 25 exons. Gene Ontology annotation, molecular function: dynein heavy chain binding; dynein light chain binding. The coding region runs from base 934 to 4296 and encodes 1120 amino acids.